AUGAAUUUGCAUAAAUCUCUCGUUUAUUCCCAUUCACUCUAUCUCUUUCUCUUUCGCUUGUUCGCAUUCUAUCUCUUUCUUUUCGCUUCUUUUCAUUCUCUUCUCCUCUCUCUCUCUCUCUCUCUCUCUCUCUCUGUCGCUUGUUCCCUUUCUCUCUCUUUUCCUUUUGCUUUCGCUUCUUUCCAUUCUAUCGCUUUCACUUCCGUUUUUUUCAUUAUCUAUCUCGCUAUCUCACUCUAUCUCUCUCUCGCUUAUUUCCAUUUUAUCUCUUUCUCUUUCGCUUCUUUUCAUUCUCGCGCUUUCCAUCACUCUCUCUCUCUUUCGCUCUCUCUUUCUCUCUCUUGUUCCCAUUCUCUCUAUAUCUUUCUCUUUCGCUUAUUUCCAUUUCUCUCUCUCUCUCUCUCUCUCUCUCUCUCUCUCUCUCUCGCUUGUUCCUAUUUCUUCUAUCUUGUAGUCUUCUCAUUUUUUUCUCUCCUUCCUCGGUUGUUCCAAUUCUGUUUCUCUCUCUCUCUCUCUCUCUCUCUCUUUCACGCUUUCCUAUUCUCUCUGUCUCUCUUAAUCUCUUUCUCUCCAUCACGCUUGUUUCCAUUCUCUCUCUCCCUCUCCUGUUCUUAUUUUCUCUCUCGCUUAUUCCUAUUCGCUCUCUCCCUCCUCUUUCUCUCUCUCUUUCUCUCUCUCUCUCUCUCUAUAUAUAUAUAUAUAUAUAUACUCUCUCUCAUAUAUAUAUAUAUAUAUAUAUAUAUAUAUCACUUGCUUUCUCCUGUUCUCUCUUUCCCGCUUUCUCUUGUUCCUGCUCUCGCUUCUUUUCAUUGUCUCUCACUCUUGCUUCUCAUAAUUCUUUCUCUCUCUCUCUCUCUUUCAUUCUUUCUCUCUCUCUCUCGUUUGUUCUUAUUCUGUAUGUCUUUUUUUUUCAUCCUCUCACUUUCUCUCUCUCUCUCACUCUCUUUUUUUCUUUCUCUCUUUUUCUCUCUUGUACCCAUACUCUCAUUCUAUCUAUCUAUCUAUCUAUCUAUCUAUCUAUCUAUCUAUCUAUCUAUCUAUCUAUCUAUCUAUCACUAUUUCUCUUCCCUACCAUUGAAGGCAUCAGUAUUAAACAGUCAACCUCCGACAUUGAAGUCUACUUGA
Acanthosepion pharaonis is the source of this 1125-nucleotide messenger RNA. NCBI's taxonomy places the organism in Eukaryota, Metazoa, Mollusca, Cephalopoda, Sepiida, Sepiidae. The record is from the annotation of a GenBank genome assembly.